CACCCCCAACCUCCACUAACGUUUGUUUUCCCCCUUUUUUUUUCUUAAUUUUUUUUCCCUUUUUCUUUUUUGCUUCUUCAGUCAAACAAUUUGGGCGUUUGUUUGCAUUGAUUUGCUGCAGUUGCAGCAGAUCCCUUCAAUUUCCCGUCUCCCAAAACCCUAAUUUCACCCCCCUUUAAUCGAAAGAAUGGAGCUUUUGGGGAAAAUCGUGACGAAGGAGUUCAAAGGGUUUGGGGUUUUUGAAGGAGUAGUUGAAUCAUACGAUUCGUCAACUGGGUUUUACAAAAUCUUGUACGAAGACGGCGAUUCCGAGGAAGCUGACUUGUCCGAGGUUUCCCGUUUAUUGUCUUCUUCUUCUUCUUCACCUGAUGCUGUUGUUCAGUCAAUUUCCGUGAAUUCGAAAGUUGGGACAGCUAAGAGAGUUGGGAGGAAGCCCAAAAAACGGCGUCGUAAUGAUCCAGGUAAAUCCUCUAACGUUUUGACAGUUGAUAAUUCGGAACAUAAUUUAGGGAGUGAGGUUGAGUUAGGUCAAAUUGCAGUGAAUGAUUUUAAUGCUUCUGUUGUUAAUGUGAAUGGAAAUUCGGAUUUUAUUGUUGGAAAUGGUGGUUUUGAUUUGAACCGCGGGAUAAAUGUUGAUGAUGGGGUUGAAAAUGGGGGAAUUAGGGGUUGUAUUGACUUGAAUUUGAGUGUAGAUGAUGAUGGGUGUGAUGAGAAUGCCACUAGGGUUGAAAAAGUUGGUUCUUUUGGGAGGAUUGAACGAGGGUUUGAUCUGAAUUUAGGGAUUCAUGACAAUGGCGAGAAUGGGACUGUGAAUAACAAUGCAUGUUUAGGUUCAGGGGAUGAAGUGAAAGAUGGGGAUGCUAACCUUGUAAGUAGUAGGCUUUGUGAUGUUGAGGUUACAACACCAAAUCAAUACCAGAAUGGAAAUUCAGGUAGUAGGAAAAGGAGAAAGGUAACAGAAACUGUGUUGAGAAGAAGUGCACGACGUUCAAAAGCUGCUUCUAUCAAUGAGAAUAAUGCUUCAAUUACAAAGACAGAAGAUGAAGUGAAUGAUUUGUCGGGUGUUAUUGAUGAAGCAGAAGAAAAGCCUGUUCCUAAAAUGUUGGAAAGAGUUAUAGAACCUCAAUCUCCUCCUCCCAAGAUUGAACUUCCACCUUCUUCAGCUAAGUUAAAUUUAGAGGGAAUUCCUGUAUUAGAUCUGUUCUCUACUUAUGCUUGUCUUAGGUCAUUUAGUACCAUACUGUAUUUGAGUCCUUUUGAACUGGAGGAUCUUGUAGCAGCAUUGAAGAGCAGAGUAUCAAAUCAAUUAAUUGAUUUAAUUCAUGUUGCCAUCUUGCAAACAUUAAGAAAACACCUGGACUUUCUUUCAAGCGAGGGAUGCGAAUCUGCAUUGACUUGUUUGAGGAAUAUUAACUGGGAUUUGCUGGAUGAAAUUACAUGGCCUGUUUUUAUGGUGGAAUACCUACUUAUUCAUGGCUCAGGAUUAAAGCCUGGGUUUUCUCUCAAUCAGUUGAAGCUAUUUGAUGGUGAAUACUACAAGAAACCAGCAGAGGUGAAGAUAGAAUUGCUUCGUUGUCUAUGCGAUGAUGUCGUUGAAGUUGAGGCCAUUAGAUCCGAGCUUAGUAAGAGGACUGUUAUUGCAGAGGUUAAUAUGGAAUCUGGUCGAACAAUGUGCUCUGAAAGGAAACGGAAGACCUCUUUAGAAGUUCCUGUGGACUCUUGCCUGAGUGAGGGCAUGAAAGAAGAGGUAGCUGAUGGAAACAGUGAUGAGUGUUGCCUUUGUAAGAUGGAUGGGAACUUAAUAUGCUGUGAUGGUUGUCCUGCUGCUUAUCAUUCGAAAUGUGUUGGAAUUGUCAGCAGUCUUUUGCCAGAGGGUAACUGGUACUGUCCAGAAUGUGUGAUUGGCAAAUUGGGUUUUGAAAAUAAACCUCAGAGACACAUCCGGGGUGCAGAGUUACUUGGAACUGAUACUUGCGGACGCCUUUUUUUUGGCUGCUUCAACUACCUUUUGGUGUCAGAUUCCUGUGAUGCGGAGGCUUUAUGUAGUUAUUACCACAAAGAUGACCUUGGUGCCAUUACUCAACUACUGCAAUCAUCCACCGUCCUGUAUAGCUCAAUUUUAAGUGCAAUUUCUCAAUAUUGGGCCUUCCCGACUGACUCGUGUCAACCUAAAAGUGAUUUGGGUGGAGCAAAUGAUGGAAAGAAAGCAAAAAGAUUCAUAAUUUCACGAAAUUCUGGUCAUUUAGGCUCUGAACAUUCUGAACCUGCAGACUUGUUUGAUUCAGAUACUGCCAAACCCAGCAUAGAGACGAAGAGUUUGUUUACAAGCUCUGAAGGAUCUGGUGAAGUUUUAGAGGAGAAUGAUGUGAUUCAAAAAUCCCCUAGUCCUGUGUCCAAUAUGGCUGCCAGAAGGAAAUAUGGGAAGAAGCUUUCAGCUUCCAAACAGAAGAAGAAAAAAGGUUCUUCUGCGGGAAAAGACAUAUCAGUAUCGAAGGAUAAAGAAGAAAACAUAUUACAAGAGCAAUCUGGAGAUGGGUAUCUGAAUAGCUAUAGCUUUGCUCGGACAGCUUCUUCAGUUGUUGAAGAGUUAUUGAGAAAACCCUCAAGUAAAGUAAAUAUAGAUGCCACAAAGACUGAGGAGCAAAUAAUUUCAAUUCAGUUGAAAUUUAUUUUGCAGAAGUCCACAAAGUCUUGUUGGACCACUAUUCAAGAUUUGAAUAAGAAGAGAAGGGUAGAAAAAUGUGGAUGGUGCUACUGUUGCAGAUUCCCUGUCGAAGGAAGAGGUUGCUUAUUCAGUGACCAGAAUAGAAAUUCUGUUUCAGACGCUCUUAGAGUAGAAAUUGAAGGUGUUCUCAAAAGUAAUAAGAAGGGGCAUCUUGUAGAUGUCAUUUGCUACAUCCUCUUUAUGGAAGAGCGCUUGCGUGGACUUCUCUCCGGUCCAUGGUUACAACCUCAAUAUAGUGAGCUUUGGCGUCAAAGUGUUCUUAAAGCAUCUGAUGUUUCGUUGUUGAAACUUCCUCUGCUUACGCUAGAGACCAAUUUACGUCCUGCAGCUCUUUCAGCAGAUUGGUGGAAACAUGUUGAUUUGGUUAGUACUAUGGGUUCAGCUUCCCUCUUUGUGGCAAGUUCACGUGCUACUUCGAAGAACAGUAUCAGCAGAAAGAAGGUUAGAUAUGCAGAUCCUGAAACUAAAUCAUCAUCUGCUGUUCGGGGGUUGGUUUUCUUUUGGUGGAGAGGGGGUAAGACAUCUCGUAGUCUAUUCAACUGUAAAGUCAUACCUCGGUCCUUCGCUUCAAAAGUGGCCCGUAAAGCUGGCUGCAUGAAGAUACCAGAUUUACAAUAUCCUGAAGCUUCUGAGCAUGCUAGGCGAACAAAAUGUGUUGCAUGGCGGGCUUCUGUAGAAAAAUCCACAAGUCUUGAGCAGCUGGCUUUGCAGGUGAGAGAGUUUGACCUGUUUAUUCGCUGGGAUGAUAUUGAAAAUACUCACCCUCAUUCUUUAUUGGACAAGGAAUCCAUAAAGUCCAUCAGGCUGUUUAAGAAAGUCAUAGUCAGGCGUAAGAGUUUAGAAGGAUCAGUUGCAAGAUAUCUUCUGGAUUUUGGCAAGAGAAGAAGUGUUCCAGAUGUUGUUCUCAAACAUGGGAAAAAGUUAGAGAAAUCUGACUGCGAGAAGAAAAAAUAUUGGCUGGAUGAAGUGUAUGUUCCUCUGCAUCUCUUGAAGAGUUUUGAGGAGAGAAGAAUUACCCGUGAGGCUGGUAAGAAAAUUUCCAGUAAAUCCCGGAGGGCUGUCAAAGUGACGAAGAAGCCUUCGAGGGAAAAAGGUUUUGACUAUCUUUUCUCAAGAGCAGAAAGGGUCGAAAGUUAUCAAUGUGGGCACUGUAACAAGAAUGUGUUGAUCAGUGAAGCUGUGAGCUGCGAACUUUGCAAUGGGUAUUUCCACAAAAGACAUGUCAUGAAGUCUUCAGUGGGAAUUUCUUCGGGAUGCUUGUAUACGUGCCACAAAUGCCGGGCAGGGAAGCAUAUAACGAAAGAAAGCAAUCCUGGGAGACGGAAAGGUGGUAAACUUCCGGGCACAAAAAAUAUGAAGAUUGUCAAUGAAGGGCACUCUGCAACAUUGAGGACCAAGCCAAGGAAAAAGGGAAAAAACUCAGGUAGUGGUAGACAAGUGCUUUUGCGAAGUGCAAAAACGACGCCGCGCCAAGAGAAGAUUCUAUCACAGAAAAAUAAAAAUGUCUCGACUGGUAUUGUUCUGCGCCGUUCUGCUAGGCAAGUAAAGUGUACUACUUUGCAGCCAAAAAAAGUUGUAGGACAAAAAAGGAAAAGGAAUAAGGUUAGAACCGUGGCAUCGAAAAAAACCCCAAAGCCAAAGGGAUUAUUCUUGUGGCAGAAGAAAAGAACAAAAAUUUCCCAUUCAUUCUGGAUAAACGGCCUUAAGUUAUCCGGGAAGGAAAAUGAUGAACGGGUUAUACAGUUUAAAAGAAGAAAACUCCUUGUGCCAUUUGAAUUCUCUGCUAAGGUUGAUGAUCAACCAAAAUGCUCUCUUUGUUCUCAUCAAGGAUCUACUACAUCAGCUUUGGUGUAUAUUGCUUGUGAAUUAUGUGGAGAUUGGUUCCAUGGUGAUGCAUUUGGACUUAGCAAAGAAAAUAUCAAGUAUCUUAUGGGGUUCAAAUGCCAUGUAUGCCGUGAGAGGAAUCCCCCUGUUUGUCCUUUUAUCGAGGAUUCAAGGGACGGCAAUUCACCUUUUAUUGAAGCUACUUGUGAAGCACGGGAUGCUCAGGGAUCAUCUGAAGUUGUUGCAGCUCGGAAGGAAACAGUUGAAGGUUCUUCUGGUCUCUUAGAAGUUCAUACAGCACAUAAUUGUGAUGGAACUCUUGACCAGGAUGAAAAUCAAAUGCUAAAUUCUGAGUCCGGAGUAGAAAACAGGCCACUUACCAGUAAGGAUGUUGCACCCUGUUCAGUGGAUAAUGAUUCCCUUUUUAUUGAAGCUUCAAGUGUGGCUCAGGAUACCCCGAGUUUACCUGUGGUUGUUGCAGUUCAAAAGGAAACAGUUGAAGGUUCUUCUGGUCUCUUAGAAGUUCAUACAGCACGUAAUUGUGAUGGAAAUCUGGAUCAGGACAAGACCCCGAUGCUAGAUUCUGAGUUGAGAGUAGUGAAGGACAGUAAUCCUCUGUUUAUUGAAGCUUCAAGUGCGGUUCAGGAUACCCCGGGAUUACCUGUGGUUGUUGCAGUUGAAAAAGAAACAGUUGAAGGUUCUUCUGGUCUCUUAGAAGUUCACACAGCACAUAAUUGUGAUGGAAAUCUGAUUCAGGACGAUACCCCGAUGCUAGAUUCUGAGUUGAGAGUAGUGAAGGACAAUAAUACCCUUUUUAUUGAAGCUUCAAGUGCGGCUCAGGAUACCCCGGGUUUACGUGUGGUUGUUGCAGUUGAAAAAGAAACAGUUGAAGAUUCUUCUGGUCUCUUAGAAGUUCAUACAGAACGUAGUUGUGACGGAAAUCUGGAUCACGACAAGACCCCGAUGCUAGAUUCUGAGUUGAGAGUAGUGAAGGACAAUAAUACCCUUUUUAUUGAAGCUUCAAGUGCGGCUCAGGAUACCCCGGGUUUACCUGUGGUUGUUGCAGUUGAAAAAGAAACAGUUGAAGAUUCUUCUGGUCUCUUAGAAGUUCAUACAGAACGUAGUUGUGACGGAAAUCUGGAUCACGACAAGACCCCGAUGCUAGAUUCUGAGUUGAGAGUAGUGAAGGACAGUAAUACUCUUUUUACUGAAGCUUUUAGUGAGGUUCAGAAUCCUCAAGAAUUACCUGAAACUGUAGCAGUUCAGAAGGAAACAGAAGGUUCAUCUGGUCUCUUAGAAGUUGAUACAGCACAGGGUUGUGAUACGCCGAUGCUAGAUGUCGAGUUGAGAGUAGAAAAUAGGUCACCUAGCAGCAUGGAGGUUGCUUCUUGUUCAGGAAAAAUUACUAAUCUUUUUAUUGAAGCUUCAAGUGAGGCUUGUGAUGCUCGAAGAUUACCUGACAUUGUUGCAGUUCGAAAGGAAACUGAUUGUGUGACACAGCUUAUGUGCAAUGGAGGCUCUUCUGGUCUCUUAGAAGCUAAUGCAACACAUAGUUAUGAUGGAAAUCUUCACCAAGAUGAGACUCCAAUCAUAGAUUCCGAGUUGAUAGUAGCAAACGGGUUGGCAAACGGGUCAGCCCAUUUGGUUAAGGAUUCUGAUGAGAAAAACAUCUUGGAAGAAAAGCAAAUAAGCUAAAUGAUCACAGUUAACACAACCACUAACAGGACUACAGUUCUGCAUGCAGAUCAGUUCAGGAUGGGAUGGACACACAGAAAAUCCAAAUUAGAAAAGGGUAGAUGAUGAUGAUGAUGAUGAUACUUGUGAUUGAUUCAUUCUUGUACUUUGGUAUUUGUUUAUGGCCUCUAAUCACCUGAAAGAAGAGGGCUGCAGUUUCUUGUCAACACUAAUUGUAGCUAUUUAAUUUUGCUCAUUUCUGAUUCAUUAGAGGUAGGAUUAGCGAUUACAGCAGAAUGAAUGACAAUUAUUUAGUUGAUUCAUGAAAAGUUAAUGGAAGAGUAUUAUUUAA
Spinacia oleracea (spinach) is the source of this 6575-nucleotide messenger RNA. Its product is annotated as DDT domain-containing protein PTM. NCBI's taxonomy places the organism in Eukaryota, Viridiplantae, Streptophyta, Magnoliopsida, Caryophyllales, Amaranthaceae. The record is from RefSeq and is a predicted model, not a curated record. The coding region runs from base 188 to 6244 and encodes 2018 amino acids. The transcript has 9 exons.